AUGGAAUCAGUAAACCAGACAGAAAUAUCACAGUUUCUCCUCCUGGGACUCUCUGAGGAUCCAGACAAGCAACUCCUUCUCUUUGGCAUGUUUCUGUCCAUGUAUCUGGUCACCGUGCUUGGGAAUUUCCUCAUCAUAUUGGCCAGCAUCUCUGAUCCCCACCUCCACACUCCCAUGUACUUCUUCCUCUCAAACUUGUCAUUUACAGACAUUUGCUUCACUACCACAACCAUCCCCAAAAUGCUGGUGAAUAUCCAGGCCCAGAGCAAAGCUAUUUCCUACAUUGGCUGCCUCACACAGGUCUACUUUUACAUGUUAUUUGCGAUAUUAGAUAAUUUUCUCCUGACAGUGAUGGCCUAUGACCGCUAUGUGGCUAUCUGCCAUCCCCUACACUACACAGUCAUCAUGAAUCCCCGCCUCUGUGCCUAUCUGGUUCUUAUGUGUUGGUUCGUCAUUUUGUGGGUUGCCCUGCUUCAUAUUCUCCUGAUGGCACAGUUGACCUUCUGUGUGGGCACUGAAAUCCCACAUUUCUUCUGUGAAUUGGCUCAGGUGCUCAAGGUGGCAUGCUCAGACAUCCUGAUCAACAGCAUUGUCUUGUAUGUGUUCACUGCACUACUGGGGAUGAUUCCUCUUGGUGGAAUUCUCUACUCUUAUUCUAAGAUUGUUACUUCCUUAAUGCACAUGUCCUCUAGUAACAGCAAGUACAAAGCAUUCUCCACAUGUGGCUCUCACCUCUCUGUGGUGUCUUUGUUCUAUGGCACAGGCCUGGGUGUCUACCUGAGUUCUGCUUCCACUCAUGUUUCUGAACAAAGUGCAAUUGCUACUGUAAUGUACACAGUGGUCACCCCCAUGCUGAACCCUUUCAUCUAUAGCCUGAGGAACAAGGAUGUCAAGGGGGCACUGAGAAGACUCCUCAGCCGGGCUCUCUUUUGUCAGUGA
This is a messenger RNA of Suncus etruscus (white-toothed pygmy shrew), 939 nucleotides long. RefSeq names its product olfactory receptor 7D4-like. Gene Ontology annotation, biological process: G protein-coupled receptor signaling pathway. Gene Ontology annotation, molecular function: olfactory receptor activity; G protein-coupled receptor activity. Gene Ontology annotation, cellular component: membrane. The coding region runs from base 1 to 939 and encodes 312 amino acids. The record is from RefSeq and is a predicted model, not a curated record. The transcript has a single exon. Lineage: Eukaryota; Metazoa; Chordata; Mammalia; Eulipotyphla; Soricidae.